This is a messenger RNA of Cloeon dipterum, 1577 nucleotides long. Its product is annotated as serine/threonine-protein phosphatase 2A regulatory subunit B'' subunit gamma-like. Bases 164 to 1507 code for a protein of 447 amino acids. Gene Ontology annotation, biological process: B cell homeostasis; regulation of dephosphorylation; positive regulation of B cell differentiation. Gene Ontology annotation, cellular component: spindle; centrosome. The record is from RefSeq and is a predicted model, not a curated record. The transcript has 10 exons. NCBI's taxonomy places the organism in Eukaryota, Metazoa, Arthropoda, Insecta, Ephemeroptera, Baetidae.
UAUGAUGUGGAAAUGUUGGCUACACUGAAAUUCAUGUAAACAAACGAAACAGACGAAAUCAAAACACUCGGAACCAGUAAGAUUAUUUAGCACCGCCGGGAGCUGUCACAAAUUGUCAGAUUAAUAAUUUAGAGAAAAGUGCUGUCCAGGAGCUGUCUGAGAGAUGGAUUUAAAAGAACUUCUGAAGCAAAACUUGAGAAGACUGCGCAAGAAAAAGGAGCUUCUUGGUCAGCAGGACUCCAAUUUUUUGAAACACGAGAACAAACUUUUCUUACAAAUGUUGGAGAGCAGUAACAGUCCAGUCGAUUCGUCCUAUCUAAGCAUUCCACAAUUUUAUUGCAAACUCCCUCAGGAUGAUUCCUUGAUUGCUCAAAAAUUACGUGAGGAAUCACGUGCAAUGUUUUUGCAGAGGAAAAGUCGUCAGUUACUAGAUAAUAAUGAGCUUAAGGCGCUAUGGGUGCUAUUAGACAAACACCACACGCCACCCCUUGUUGGAGAUGAACAGAUGAUAAACUACAAAGACUUCCUCACAGUGGCUGAGCUAGUAGGUCCAAAAAGCAGUGCUUACUUCAAACCCUCAGUUUUCGCCAAGCUGCAGACAAAAGAUCCAUAUGGCAGAGUGUCUAUUAUGGCUUUAUUCAACUACGUGAUGAGAAAGGUUUGGCUGCAACAAACCAGAAUAGGGCUUUCCUUGUAUGACAUUACUGGCCAAGGAUACCUCCGGGAAUCAGAUCUGGAAAACUAUAUUCUGGAAUUGCUGCCAACUCUUCCACAGCUUGAUGGCCUUGAGAAAUCUUUCCAUUCUUUUUACGUGUGCACAGCGGUGAGGAAAUUUUUCUUCUUCCUGGAUCCAUUGCGAACAGGACGCAUCAGAAUCCAAGAUGUGUUGGCUUGCUCGUUUCUCGACGAUUUGCUUGAAUUAAGAGAUGAAGAACUGCCCAAGGAUUUGCAAGAUGCGAAUUGGUUUUCUGCACCUUCUGCUCUCCGAGUGUAUGGACAGUAUUUAAACUUGGACAGAGACCACAAUGGUAUGCUGAGCCAAGAAGAGCUUGGAGGUUACGGCACUGGUACUUUGACAACAGUCUUUCUGGAGAGAGUUUUCCAAGAAUGCCUCACUUAUGAUGGUGAAAUGGACUACAAAACCUAUCUGGAUUUUGUCCUCGCCUUGGAAAAUAGGGCGGAGCCCCAAGCUCUGCACUACUUGUUCAGGAUUCUAGAUGUGCAGGGAAAAGGCUAUCUAGAUGUGUUCAGCCUGAACUAUUUCUUCAGGGCGAUUCAGCAACAGUUGAGACUGCAUGGCCAGGAACCGGUAUCCUUUGAAGAUGUCAAAGAUGAGAUAUUUGACAUGGUGCGCCCAAAGGACUCACUGAAAAUAACCCUGCAAGACCUUCUAAAAUGUGGUCAUGGUGAUACCAUGAUCAGCAUUUUGACUGAUCUAAAUGGCUUCUGGACAUAUGAAAAUAGAGAGGCUAUGGCUGCUGAAUCAAACGAAACCAUUGAAGCUUGAAUUUGACGUGACGUUCUAUUUAUUAUUUGUAGAAAACUGACUAAUAUGUAUAUUACACUGACCUUAAUAC